This is a messenger RNA of Paramecium pentaurelia, 414 nucleotides long. Lineage: Eukaryota; Ciliophora; Oligohymenophorea; Peniculida; Parameciidae. The record is from the annotation of a GenBank genome assembly.
AUGGGCUGUUGUUAGGAUAGACCUACUAUUAUUCUCAAAGGAAACGAGCUAAAACAUCCAAUUAAAGAGCCAUCUAUUGUCCUUACUAAAAGAGCUCAAAUUUUGGAACCCAUCAAAAUCUCAAUAAUGGGAGAUAUUGAUUAAAUGGAUUUCAUAGAUGAAUUUCCUAUACAAAUGCCUUCCAUUACUUAAAUUGAUUCUAAAUUACCCAAUAAAUUAAUGAUUUCUGGUGAUUUGAAGGAAACAAAGGAUUUUGUAAUUGAUGUAUUUCACUAUUUUUAGAAAUCUACAUUAAUAUCAGAUACAAUUAUAAUCGAUAUGAGAUCUGGCACAUUGCUUCAGAGUCCAUUAAAAUAAAUGUCAGAGAGAAAUUCUAGCAAAAACUUAAACAAAAAAUUCUUAGAAAUGCUUUGA